AUGUCAGGAAUUGAAAAGCCAGCAAGUACCGCAAACACUUUUCCCAAAUCCAAUGAGCCAAUCACAUUAGAAAAGUUUGAACAAGUUGUUAAACUGGUUGUUGACAGGUCAAUUAAAAGUUUACAAGAAAGAAUUAUGGAAAAGCUUGACAAUGAUUUCAAUAAGUUCUUAAAUAUAGAGCUUGAGCCAAGACUUGAGCAUAUGACGCAAGAGGUCGAAGCAGCUGCUGAACUAAUAGGAACCAAAGAAAGAGAAGAGGAAACGGAAACAGAAGCGGAAACCCUUGGAUCUGAAGAGACUUCGGAAGAAGCAUCAGAAGCAUUACAAUAUGCACGUGAAAUGGCUGCCGUUUAUAAACAACAAUUAGCUGAGAUUGAAGAACGGAUCGCGAAAAUAGAGGCUGUAAAAAACAAAUCCAACCGUUACGAAGAAAUUGUUAAGACGUACUUACCCCUGAUAAACAUGGAACCAGUAGAUAAGCCCACUACAAAAGAGCACAAACCCAUCCCAGGAGCCAUAUUCGAACCAAGGGAAGAUGAAAUAAUUGACGGACGUGAUGAUCCUAUGAUUCCUUUCAAAUUAUUAAAUCUCCAAACUAAGCUCGAGAUCUUUCAGGUUGAUAGGUUCGAAUGGGGGAAUAUGGCAUUUUUCUAUAUUUACGGGGAUUUACGUGUACCAUAUAUGCGCAAGAGGGAAAACCCAGAGGAUAAGGACAAGGGUAUACAGUGGCGAGAUGUUGCAAUUUUGAUUGCAGAGUAUUGCAAUCUUUUUGUUUGGGAUGCGAAGAAUUUCGGGGAAUUUAUGCGUGCCGAGCCACGACCAAAUCAGAAGGUUACUCAUUUUCUUAGAGAAUUGGAGUAUAAAUUACUGUUUAUUUCGGACUAUCAUAAUAGGUUUCCAAUGAUCAAGGAUAUUGUUCUUUGUAGAUUAGUUGAAGACUUUGGAUAUAUAAUUCAUCUUCAUGACUUGGACAAUGCGGAGGAGAACGGUUUCUUUCCAUUAUGUGAAAGAGCUUUUUUUAAUGCAAGAUUUCCUAAAGAUAUCGAAGAUGAUUAUCAACCAAUUGGUAAUGAAGGAAGAUCUCGCAAUGUCCAGCACUCAAGUAAGAAGAACCAAGCUUCCACUUGUGCUGGUCACAAAAAGUCUAGAAAUCAAUCAGGAUAG
This is a messenger RNA of Hemisphaericaspora subhashii, 1164 nucleotides long. RefSeq lists its product as uncharacterized. NCBI's taxonomy places the organism in Eukaryota, Fungi, Ascomycota, Pichiomycetes, Serinales, Debaryomycetaceae. The record is from RefSeq and is a predicted model, not a curated record. The transcript has a single exon. Bases 1 to 1164 code for a protein of 387 amino acids.